Molecule: messenger RNA, 1187 nt
Organism: Silurus meridionalis
Lineage: Eukaryota; Metazoa; Chordata; Actinopteri; Siluriformes; Siluridae
Gene: sri
Product: sorcin
Exons: 8
Coding region: 122-706 (194 amino acids)
Molecular function (GO): calcium ion binding
Source: RefSeq, a predicted model, not a curated record
AAACAAAGCCAUUACGGAAAAAGGCGUGGUUUAAACGAGAUACAAGCUUGUCGGUUUUGUGAAUAAUUCGCUUUACUUUUUAAAGUUGUAGGAUAAAGAAAUACUUUGUUUAACUGAAAAAAUGAAUUAUCAAGGGCAAGGCUAUGGAGCUCCCGCCGGCGGAUUUCCAGGAGGGUUUCCAGGAGGAUUCCCAGGCCAGCAGCAGGACCCACUCUUUGGAUAUUUCACUUCUAUUGCUGGCCAGGAUGGGCAAAUAUCUGCUGAGGAGCUCCAGACCUGUUUGACACAGGCCAACUUCUCUGGAGGCUACAAACCUUUCAACUUGGAGACCUGCAGGUUGAUGAUCGCCAUGCUUGACCGUGAUAUGUCAGGCACCAUGGGCUUUGCAGAGUUUAAGGAGCUGUGGGCGGUGCUUAACGGCUGGAAACAGCACUUCAUGUCUAUCGACAAAGACAUGAGUGGGACAGUGGACCCACAGGAAAUGAACCAAGCUGUUACCUCCAUGGGUUACAGGUUAAGUCCUCAAACCAUGAACUGUAUCGUGAAGCGCCACAGCACCCAGGGAAAGAUCAAUUUUGAUGAUUAUGUUGCCUGCUGUGUCAAACUGAGAAGCCUGACUGAUAUAUUCCGCAGGAGAGACCAGGGACAAAAUGGAACUGCUAUGUUUCAGUAUGACGAUUUCAUCCAGUGCACUAUGAGCACCUGAGGGAAAUCUCUGGAACAAGGAAAAUCUGAUAUAUUUCAGCAUCACUGUUUGUCAUGAGCUUUUUUUUUAUACAAGUGCUUCUUUUUUAAACAUCUGCCCUAACUAAUAACAAACGAAACAACUAUUAUGUUUAACGGUUAUGCGCAUGUUUAUAAGGUUAAUACUUUUUGGAAUUUGAUUUGUUAAAUAAUUAAAUAUAUAUUAAAGGACCAAACCACUUAUAAAUGAACUGUGUAACCCAAAGCUUGUAUUCAAUGAUAAAAAAAAAAAAUCACAUCUUUGCUAUUGAUGGAUUUGUUUAUUGUAUGGAUGAGUUGGGGAAAAUAGUGCAGCUAGUGCUAUUAACCUGGGUUGCCAGUAAAUUUCCACCACAACUAGACAUCUCAGAUAUAUAAAACUAAUUUCAGACAUUGCAUGAGAAACGUAAGACCACUGUGGUGUACAUGUACUUCUGAUCAAAAUUAAACACUUGAUAAUCCCA